This is a messenger RNA of Rana temporaria (common frog), 2357 nucleotides long. RefSeq names its product transforming acidic coiled-coil containing protein 1 (gene TACC1). Lineage: Eukaryota; Metazoa; Chordata; Amphibia; Anura; Ranidae. Bases 255 to 2255 code for a protein of 666 amino acids. Gene Ontology annotation, biological process: cerebral cortex development; mitotic spindle organization; cell population proliferation. Gene Ontology annotation, cellular component: cytoplasm. The record is from RefSeq and is a predicted model, not a curated record. The transcript has 13 exons.
CCCCCUGCUCUAGUAGUACAGUCUGCAGGGGGAGGAGAUCACAGACAGGACAGACAGCUGAUUCCCAGCUACAGCCAGUGGAGGCAGAGGCAUCUAUACACCAUCCAUCCUUCUCCUCCUCCUCUGCUGGAUCCUAUACACGGGAAGAAGAUCGGAUCCCAGGGCUGUCAUGUGUGAUCCCCACAGCUGAGCACCAACCAGAACCCCACACAGGACUUCUGAACACCAACCAGCACCCAUCAGACUGCAGCACCAUGGCAUUCAGUCCCUGGCAGAUGCUGUCACCCGUCCAGUGGGCGAAAUGGACCUGGUCAGCAGUGAGGGGGGCAGGAGGAGAAGAGGGCACCGAGGACGAGGAUGACCACUGCCAUGAAUCUGGCUCCGACUCUGAGGGAAACUUUGACACGCCUGAAGCAGAAACUCCAAUCUCCUCUCCAGUGAAGGAGCGAGAAACGAAUAAAGUUGUCACAGAACUCUUCUCAGAUUUAACUUUAAAUGAUAAUAACAACCUAUUAACUGAUAGCACCUUGGAAACAAACUUUGGUAAGAAGACAACCAGUGACUUGGAUAUAGACAAGGAUCUAGCUGUGUCUGAGGUUUGCACUGUAGAUUCCAUUACCAGGAUUUCGGUGGGAGAUGAUAAAGAGUCCCCUGUUGACAAUACUGGGGCCCGGCCUACAGAAGAUUCAUCUGUAGAUAAUGGUUUUCUGGCACAAGAUGACCAAGGCAAUGACACAGGAGUUCAGCAGAAGGUAAUCGACAAAGAAAGCUUGAAGGACGUUGGUAAAGAUUUCCUCAACAACAAUGGCCUUCAGACAGACAAUGCGACAUCAGUGGAUACUUCUGAAAGAGAUUUUAACAAUCAGGACUUUGUAAUGGAAACAAAUGACAAUAUCAAGAAAGAUUCCCCAAAGAGAGUCCGGAAAUCCGUGAGCAAACUUCCAUCCAGGAUACAAAAGGAUAGUUCUAACAGGACAAAAAAAGCUGGGCAGGAGGAGAAGAACCUAGAGAUGAAUGCAGAUUUGGAUGACCAUCCCCUCCCCAAAUCGUCCUAUAAUUCUGAUCCCAACCAGUGGGAAGACCCCAACUUCAACCCUUUUGGAGGAAACUCUGCCUUGUCUUCAUCUCCUACUGUUACAAAAGCACCUUGUGGAUUCAACAAAGAUCUAAGUGAUGGCCCUUUGGAUCAUCCUAAACUAUGCAAGACCCUCUCUGGUUCAGAAACCAAUCUUGCCCAGGAAACUAGACCAAGGAGAGGAUCGGGAAGUCCCAGAUGUUCGCCAAAGUUGGGUAGAUCCCGUCUAAUAACGAACAGCUGCAAAGUGCAGAAUUAUGAGGGAUCAUCUCUGGUUCUGGAUGUCUGCAACCAGCAAGAAGACGAUUCUCCUAGCAUUGAGAAGCGAGAGGGCCAUGCUACGGAUGAGGAGAAACUAGCGUCGGCUCCAGUUACCAAGCAGGCGGACGUGGGGGUCAAGGGUCACCACGAAGAAGAACAGGAGUUUUUUGAGUGUCCUAAUGAGUCCGCAUCAGGUACAGGCCUUGCAAAGCCUCCACCUGCAGGGGACAAUAACCUGAACUCCCAAAUAAGCAGCUCGGUCAGCUUAGAGAGUCAGAACCGUGUGGAUGCCAACUAUCUGAGAGAUCGGGCAGCUGUACUCACUCUUAUUAGAGAGGAGAUUAUAAUGAAGGAGAUGGAAGUGAAGGACUGGCAGACACGCUAUGAUCAGAGUCACGCAGAGGUGCUGGAAAUGAGAAAGAUUGUUGCGGAGUAUGAGAAAACCAUCGCACAGAUGAUUGAGGAUGAGCAGAGGAGCAAUGUGACCGCUCAGAAGAGUCUACAACAGGUGACUCAAGAGAAGGAACAGGCCCUGGCCGAUCUGAACUCUGUGGAGAGAUCUCUGUCUGACCUCUUCAGAAGAUAUGAGAAUCUGAAAGGUGUCCUAGAAGGUUUCAAAAAGAAUGAGGAGGCUUUGAAGAAAUGUGCACAGGAAUAUUUAGCCCGGGUGAAGCAGGAGGAGCAGAGGUACCAGGCCCUGAAAAUGCAUGCGGAGGAAAAGCUGAACAAAGCCAGUGAGGAAAUUGCCCAGGUGCGGAACAAGGCCAGUUCAGAGGGUGCAGCUCUGUCAGCCGGUCUGAGAAAGGAGCAGAUGAAAGUCGAGUCCCUGGAAAGAGCACUGCAGCAGAAGAACCAGGAGAUUGAAGAACUGACUAAGAUCUGUGAUGAGCUGAUUGCCAAGAUGGGGAGGAAUGACUGAACAAUGUCUUUCUCACUACUCCAGUAUGACAUUCCCCACCCUUUCUACCUGUCGGCCAAUCAGCAUGUGUCAUGGAAGUUGAGAAACAAAACAAAAAAAAAA